Penicillium cinerascens is the source of this 2622-nucleotide messenger RNA. RefSeq names its product SET and WW domain protein (gene set2). Gene Ontology annotation, molecular function: protein binding; histone H3K36 methyltransferase activity. The coding region runs from base 1 to 2622 and encodes 873 amino acids. Gene Ontology annotation, cellular component: chromosome; nucleus; chromatin. Gene Ontology annotation, biological process: regulation of DNA-templated transcription. The record is from RefSeq and is a predicted model, not a curated record. Lineage: Eukaryota; Fungi; Ascomycota; Eurotiomycetes; Eurotiales; Aspergillaceae. The transcript has 4 exons.
AUGUCUGCCCAUGGCAGCGCGGACUCGCAUGACCCCGAGGCAGCCUUGCAUUCGCCGGUCAACGGCGACACCAAAAAUGGCCUCCCCGCGGCAUCCUCUCGCUCUCCCGACCUGAAAUCCCCCGGCACCGAUCACAGCAUGAAGGAAGAACAGGAGACCGUCGGCGGUGACAUCGUUGUCAAGCAGGAGCCUGGGCAGCCGCCCAAGCUCUCGCGCACCUCCUCCCAGAAAGUCGUGUCUCGACCGCCGCAGCUCUGGUCUCACCUGCCAGACAGCACCGCCGACGCGUUGGCCUCCUUUGAACAGAUCGAGGCCUGUUGGUACGCCAACAAGUACAUGGGCUACACCGAGCAUGCCAUGGAGUGUGACUGCGCUGAAGAGUGGGAACCCGAAAUUAAGCAGAAUCUGGCAUGUGGUGAAGACUCCGAUUGUAUCAAUCGAGCGACCAAGAUCGAGUGCGUGGGCGACUGCGGCUGCGGCGCGGACUGCCGGAAUCAGCGGUUCCAGAAGAAACAAUAUGCGGAUGUAUCGGUCAUCAAAACGGAUAAGAAAGGAUACGGUCUACGGGCGGAAACGAAUCUUGACCCGCACCAGUUGAUCUUCGAGUAUGUUGGGGAGGUGGUGGGAGAGGCUCAGUUCCGGCGUCGGAUGAGACAGUACGACGAAGAGGGCAUCAAACACUUUUACUUCAUGUCUCUGAACAAAGGCGAGUUCGUGGAUGCGACGAAGCGAGGGAAUCUAGGUCGAUUCUGCAAUCAUUCGUGCAACCCCAAUUGUUAUGUCGACAAGUGGGUGGUGGGUGAGAAGCUGCGCAUGGGUAUCUUCGCCGAGCGUGCGGUCCAGGCGGGCGAGGAACUGGUGUUCAACUACAACGUGGAUCGAUAUGGUGCGGACCCCCAACCCUGCUACUGUGGGGAGCCCAACUGCACCGGAUUCAUCGGUGGGCGCACCCAGACCGAGCGUGCCACCAAGCUCUCGAACGCGACGAUCGAGGCUCUCGGUAUUGAUGACUCCGAAGGCUGGGAUACUGUCGUGGCGCGCCGUCCCAAGAAGAAGAAGACCGAGGAGGACGACGAGGAGUAUGUGGACAGUGUGCAGCCCAAGUCCCUGGAUGAGGAUGGCGUGACCAAGGUCAUGGCAGCUCUCAUGCAGUGCCAGGAGAAGUGGAUCGCCGUCAAGCUUCUGGGACGUAUCCAGCGCUGCGAGGACGAAAGAGUGCGGAACCGCGUCGUGAAGAUGCACGGUUAUCAAAUCCUCAACUCGCAACUGGCGAUGUGGAAGGAAGAUCAGAACGUGGUGCUGCAGAUCUUGGACAUCCUGGAUAAGUUCCCGCGGCUCACGCGGAAUAAGAUCAACGACUCCAAGAUCGAGUCGAAGAUCCAGCCUUUGACUACCAGCGAGGACGAGCGCGUGGCAAAGAAGGCCGUCGCUCUGCUGGAGAGCUGGGCCAACUUGGAGCUGGGAUAUCGGAUUCCUCGCAUGAAGCCUGGCGACCAGCCCAAGCAACACAAUCCCUUCGAGCGUCGCGAUCCUGGACGCGAACAUCAACGCUCUGUCGUACGUUCUCCCUCGCCUACAUACGAACCUCCACGUGGUCCACCGCAGCAGCGGUCUCGCAACCGCCAACAACAGCACCCUCGGGACCGACAAUCGAACCGCCGCGGUCGCCAACAGCCUUUGUCGCAACAGCCUUUGCCGGAGGGAUGGUUCUUGGCAGAGGCCAAUGGUAAAACCUACUACUACACGGCCAAGGGCGACACCACAUGGGAUAGACCGACUGCCCCUGCAACACCCGCUGAGCCUCAGGUCACCAAGAAGAGCAAAGGGUUACAAGAUAUCAUCGACAAUAUCAUCAAUGCGAGUGCACAAGAAAAGACCCCCUCUGAGCAAAAGACCGAAACACCCGACACACCACAACCGUCCGAGCAACCGGAGAAGAAGAAAAAGGAGCAUGACUGGUGGAAGAAGCUGUCCCUGGAGAAGCAGAUGAAGGUCUAUGAGAAUACAUUACACCCUCACAUCAAGUCUGUCGUCGACCAAUACAAACACAAAAUCCCCAAAGACCAUCUGAAACGGUUUGCCAAAGACACAGCCAAGAAGCUCGUUGACGGCGACUACAAAAAGAACCGCGUAACCGAUCCCACCCAGAUCAGCGAGAAACACCAACAAACAGUCAAAAGCUACUGCAAAUCCUUCUUCGACAAAGCUGCAGCCAAGCAAAAAGAACGCGAGAAGCGCAAGGCCGCGAAGCAGGAUGGCGCGACCAACGGGCCCGACCAAGAGGUCAAAAUGUCCGACGACGAGGCCGAGCCAGGCUCCACCGAACCUACCUCCACCUCACCCUUGGACGAGGACGUAACGCUCAAACGAAAGCGCGAAGAAGAGCAGCUCCAACCCAACGGCGACGGAGGUAGCUCUCCUUCCAAACGACAAAAGUCCACCCCUCCUCCACCUCCACCUCCACCCUCGGACUCGGGCCCGGAGUCUGAGUCCAGAGAUCAAGAAGCAGAUGAUCCCUCACCUCCACCCGCACCACCUCCCCCUCAGGAGUCACCCGGCUACGACGUGGAGAUGGAUAUGAAACCAUCGCAAUCGCAGAUGGGGAUCGAGGGGAAAGUAUAG